GACAUACAUGGAUAGGAUGUGCAGCCAGCCCCGUAGGGGAGGGUGCGGAGUUAAGGGAGACGGAGGGCCAAAGCGGACGAGAGCAGAGGGGGGAAGGGGGAGAGGGCGGGUAUUGUAUAGGUAGCCGGGCAGUGAGGGAAGGCUCAAAGGGCGCCAGGCUGCGAUGAUAAAGAAGACUGGCAGCGGGCGGAUGACGGAGCGAAAGCAGGUGAAACCAAGGGCUUUGUCACCAGUGCGCGCACGAUCGAUUGAUUCGGGGUUCGGUGUUGGUGCGGGAGGGAGGGGUGGGCGCCAUGGGGGGGAGUCGUGGGUGGCUAUGACUAUGUGCCAUUCACCAGUUUGCGCGCCAGCAGGUCCCCGGCCAGAUCAGUCAGGUCAAGGCGUCGCAACCACCGUACCUAGUCCACCUAGUCCACGGCCGGGAGGCGACCAGGAGGAGGCGACGGGCGGCGGGCGGAAUUGCAGCCUUACCAUGGCGAGAGGCGACACGUCCAAUGAGGCGGGGAAGGGCGGGAGAUCCGGUUCUGGCCAUUUGGCAAUGAAACUGGGUUGACGGCUGUUGCGAGUCCGGAUGACGCGAAAGGAUGGGGGAUGACCUUGAUGGCGAUGGUGUGCGUGCGUGUGUGUGUGGGAGCAAUUGAUGACGGCGAAAGGAGGGUGAAAGUUCG
Messenger RNA from Westerdykella ornata, 668 nucleotides. RefSeq lists its product as uncharacterized. The coding region runs from base 164 to 553 and encodes 129 amino acids. NCBI's taxonomy places the organism in Eukaryota, Fungi, Ascomycota, Dothideomycetes, Pleosporales, Sporormiaceae. The record is from RefSeq and is a predicted model, not a curated record. The transcript has a single exon.